AUGGGAAAGAUCAUCUUCUACGAGGACAGGAACUUCGGUGGCCGCUAUUAUGAGUGCAUGAGCGACUGCUCUGAUCUGCACUCCUACUUCAGCCGCUGCAACUCCUGCAGGGUGGAAAGUGGAUGCUGGAUGAUUUACGAGCGCCCCAACUACAUGGGGUACCAGUACUACCUGAGGAGGGGAGAUUAUCCUGACUACCAUCGCUGGAUGGGCAUGGGCGACUGCAUCAGGUCCUGCCGUAUGAUCCCCAUGUACCAAGGAUCCUACAGGAUAAGGCUGUAUGACCGCUAUGAAAUGGGAGGCCAGAUGAUGGAGAUGAUGGACGACUGUCCCAACAUGAUGGACCGUUUCCGCUGGUCUGACUGCCACUCCUGCCAUGUGAUGGAUGGCCACUGGCUGUUCUACGAGCAGCCCAACUACAGGGGCCGGAUGUACUACAUGAGGCCUGGGCAGUACAUGAGAUACAGCGACUGGGGUUCCAUGAGCUCCAGGAUCGGCUCCAUCAGGCGCAUCAUGGAUUACUGA
Megalops cyprinoides (Indo-Pacific tarpon) is the source of this 525-nucleotide messenger RNA. RefSeq names its product gamma-crystallin S-1-like. The coding region runs from base 1 to 525 and encodes 174 amino acids. The transcript is spliced from 3 exons. Gene Ontology annotation, molecular function: structural constituent of eye lens. Lineage: Eukaryota; Metazoa; Chordata; Actinopteri; Elopiformes; Megalopidae. Gene Ontology annotation, biological process: visual perception; lens development in camera-type eye. The record is from RefSeq and is a predicted model, not a curated record.